This is a messenger RNA of Dibothriocephalus latus, 1281 nucleotides long. NCBI's taxonomy places the organism in Eukaryota, Metazoa, Platyhelminthes, Cestoda, Diphyllobothriidea, Diphyllobothriidae. The record is from the annotation of a GenBank genome assembly.
ACGGAGUACUGGGCCCACCAGCGUCUUCACAUCAAAGAGGAGCGGCAACUGGACUGUCCACACUGUCCCUUCGUCACGGAAUACAAGCACCAUCUGGAGUACCACAUCCGCAAUCACCUGGGCUCAAAACCCUACAAGUGCUCCAAGUGCAACUAUGACCUUCCGGAGAAUAGCUGCAGUGUUACAGAUACCCUACAGGCGAAAGGUAACCCCUCGGCUCGUUGUUUGACCGAGACCACCAGCCUGCCCACCAGUCCCUUCAUUCCACACUUCACUCUGUCCCCAAACCCCCCGGGGGAUAGAUCACCGCUCUUUAGAUCCUUCCAACCUGAAGCCAAGCUGCAGUCUCACUGUGCGCUUAACUCCUUUGAGAAGGCCUUCCAGACACUUCUACCUCCACCACCGCCUGCGCUGACGGAAGCCCAAACCUGCCGCACCGCCAAUUUCGCACCCCCAUACUCCUCCUGGCUUUCAACAAAAGGCCUUCCUUCGCCCCUUUCGGGUUUCGCUCCCUCGAUGCCAUUUCUGUCACCGGGACUGCCCCUGAAUUUCCCUCCAUCACCUAAUGCUGUCGCGGCGAUGGCCGCGUUUAUGCUCUCCGCACAGCAGCAUGCCUUCAGUAGUAUGGACUCACUGAUGAGCCAACAUCAUCCGGGGACGAAAGCAGGGGAUGCGAGAACAGACCGGCAGGAACUGCCUUUCCGGUCAAUGCCCCAGUUGCCUAAAGGCGAGUCAAACAAUCCGAUGUGGGUUCUAAACGCUUGGCGGGACGAUGUCGACGGAACUUCGUCCCUUUUUCCUCCGACAGCUGAAGCGACGCACAAUGAAAGCGCUCCAGAGCGACCACAGCUCCAUUCCACCCUCCCGAGGAUUGAUGGUGGCGGCGGAAGUACUUCCCCUAUGAAUUUAUGCGAUGGGAUACUCGACUUGAGUUCAAGGGGUGCGCAUCGUAUGGAGGUGGACACGGAGUCAGACAAGAAAUGCGAAACCAGAAAGGAAGCCCCAGGCGCAUUCAGAAGUCGGAUUCCGUCGUGUGAUCUGCAUCUCCAGGAGGGUACCCCACGUCUACUUGACAACAGCCCCCUCGAAGGGCAAAAUUUGUCAGUGUCCAGUGAAUGCCCCUUCUGUGAGAUUAUUUUUAAAAACCGAACACUCUUCGAACUUCAUAUGAGAUUCCACAAUCCACAAAACCCCUUCGCCUGCAAUCAAUGCGGUGUGCAGACUCGUAGUCAAGUAGAAUUUUUCACUCACCUCAGCGAAAAAGAGCACAUCAGGCAAUGA